Synchiropus splendidus (mandarinfish) is the source of this 2551-nucleotide messenger RNA. RefSeq names its product steroid 17-alpha-hydroxylase/17,20 lyase. The coding region runs from base 146 to 1414 and encodes 422 amino acids. Gene Ontology annotation, molecular function: heme binding; iron ion binding; steroid 17-alpha-monooxygenase activity. NCBI's taxonomy places the organism in Eukaryota, Metazoa, Chordata, Actinopteri, Syngnathiformes, Callionymidae. The transcript is spliced from 9 exons. The record is from RefSeq and is a predicted model, not a curated record. Gene Ontology annotation, biological process: hormone biosynthetic process; progesterone metabolic process.
CUGGUCCUGGCCCUGGUUAUAUUUCCAGCUCGGGCGAGUUCUGGUUCCAUUCCCUGUCUGCCUCGACUACCUCUUCUGGGAAGUCUUCCUUGGUUGGGGGGAGGACUCCCUCCACAUCUGCUCUUCACACGGCUGACUCGUAGGUAUGGACCUCUGUUUGCCCUGUACCUGGGACCUCAUCGCACCAUCGUUGUCAACAACCAUCAACACGCGCGAGAAGUUUUACUUCAGAAAGGAAAAGACUUCGCUGGACGGCCAAGCAUGCUGUAAUAUACAUUUAAGCAGCACCAAGCUCCUGCAGGUGACCACCGACCUGUUGACCCGAGGGGGGAAAGACAUUGCGUUUUCCGACUACUCCCCUCUGUGGAAGCAGCACCGCCGCCUGGUGCACAACUCCUUCACGCUGUUCGGAGAAGGAACCAGUCGCCUGCAGGACAUCGUCCUUGCAGAAGUCGACUGCCUGUGUGAGGAGCUGCUGGCCUACAAGGGGCGCAGCGUCGACCCCUAUCCUGCCAUCACCCGGGCCGUCACCAAUGUGGUGUGCACGCUGGUGUUUAACACCACCUACAGGCCUGGAGACGCUGAGCUGCAGCAGGUCAUCGAGUACAACAACGGCAUUGUGCAGACGAUAACCAAGGGUGGACUGGUGGACAUUUUUCCCUGGAUGAAGGUGUUUCCGAACAACUGUCUUAAAAAGCUGAAGGAGUGCAUUGUUGUCAGAGACCGACUGCUCGACCGCAAGCUGAAGGAACACAAGGAGUCGCUGAGCGAAGGUGAGCCGCGGGAUCUCCUCGAUGCUCUGGUCAAGGGUCAGAUGAGCGACAGACGUGGUCAAAGGUCGGCGGCAUCAGAUGAAGAGGGGAUCACAGACGACCACGUGUUGAUGACGGCGGCCGAAGCGUUCGGAGCCGGCGUAGAGACCACGUCCACCACCCUGCUGUGGAUCCUGGCUUACCUGCUGCACCAUCCCGAGGUCCAGGAGCGCGUGCAGAAGGAGCUGGAUGAGAAGGUGGGGAGUGAGCGACAGGUGUGCGUCUCAGACCGAGGCAGGCUUUCGUACCUGGACGCCGUCAUCAACGAGGGCAUGAGGAUCAGACCGGUCAGCCCGGUGUUGAUCCCGCACACAGCCAUGACUGACAGCAGGCAGCAUCGCCGGCCACGUUGUCCAUCGCGGGACUCGUGUUUUGGUCAACCUGUGGUCAAUCCAUCACGACCCCCAACACUGGGACAAACCAGACUUGUUCUCACCAGAGCGUUUCCUGGACGACCGAGGGCAGCGGGUCACGCCCGCUUGCUUUCUGCCCUUUGGUGCCGGCCCUCGGGUUUGUGUCGGGGAGUCCCUCGCCAGAGUGGAGCUUUUCCUCUUCCUGUCUUCGCUGCUCCAGAGAAUGAGCUUCCAGCUGCCACACGGUGACGCCCCACCCAACCUGCAGGGCCGACUCGGGGUGGUCCUGCAGCCUCUGCCCUAUAAAGCCAUCAUCACGCCAAGAGCAGGGUGGGAGUGUCCCGUCAAAUAAAAGACAGGCAUGUCAUCUACACCAGUGUUUUUCAACCUUUUUCUAGCCACGGCAGCUUUGGCUCAUUGAAAAAAUCCUGAGGUUCACCACCAAAGGAACUUGGGCCAAAGUGCACUUCCCUAUUCAUUUGUGAAAAACUGUAGCUACUGACACCUGGUUAUUACCAGGCUAUUUGCAGAAACAAAUUGCAGAAAAUGUAUUUGUUUCAAAUGUGUCCAGAAAGGGGCGGCAAUAUGGCAACAUAUAUCAUGAUUCCUUUAUUUAUUUACUUACUUUAAAUGGCUGUUUUGAUUUUAUCACUUCUCUUUUGCAUGAUUUUAUUGCAGUUUUGAGUUUCCAUUCUUUGCCUGAACUUGCUUCAUAAAAACAAGUCUUUCUCUCUUCUCAUUUUGGAGCACGUUUAUUUUGUUGUGCAUUUAGUUUUUCGCCAACUUUUAAACCACAGAGCAAACUUUGACAGUCGCAUCAACACACUGGAGCUCUACAGUAGAGUGGAGAGAAAGAAUGUCAGUGAAUCCAUGUGAUCUCCUCACCUUGGUUGCUCCUCAACACCUUCUCAUUGUCAUGAUUUAAUGUCAUCAUAAUCAUAAUGUCAAACUGGAUCAUUUUCCCACGUCACACCUGAAACUCUCGGCACCCCCAGUUGAAAAACGCUGGUCUACACCGACUCCACUGGGUGGGGAAAAAAAAACCCUCUAACAGACGUUGGCUUUAUAUGUUUUAUUCCAUUUAUCGUCACACUUUUUAGAACAGGCUGGUUUAGUCGGAUCACACAUACACACACUCACUACUCAUAAUAAUGUUAUAUUACUCAUAAUAAACAUUAUUGUCUUAAUAUAAAGCUUUUCUAGUGUCAGAACGACAAGACCCUCGUACAAACAGGAGUGACAGAAGCCAAAGAAUGACAUUCAUUUCAUUGCAAUGGUGAAAAAAAAGAAUGCUGAAAACAUGAACAUGUGUUUGUGUACCAGCAGUUAUACUCUGCCACAUUUCAGGUGGUGAAGAUCACAGCCUUCACACAGCCAGUAAUCUGU